Molecule: messenger RNA, 2163 nt
Organism: Camelina sativa (false flax)
Lineage: Eukaryota; Viridiplantae; Streptophyta; Magnoliopsida; Brassicales; Brassicaceae
Product: glycosyltransferase BC10
Cellular component (GO): membrane
Molecular function (GO): glycosyltransferase activity
Source: RefSeq, a predicted model, not a curated record
UCUCUCUCUACCUCAAAAAAAAAAUAUUUACUUCUGUCUUUGAACCGAAGAGUCUUCUUCUUCAUCCUUCGUUCUUCGACUUCUUCGUCGUCUGUGUACAGAUAAUUUCAUUAUUGUAGAGAGCGAGAAACAGAAGAAACAAAGAGAGAGAGAGAGAGAGAGAGAGAGAGAGAUCAGAAGAAGAAACGAAAUCGCGAAGGGGGAAACACUUAUAGAAGAAAUUGAGAUUUUACCUAAAAGGAAACGUUUCAAAUGCGUGCAUAGAUAUCGAUACUCAAUACUCUGAGAGAUUUUUUUUUAAUAUUAAGGUUUCUGUAACUUGCGUAGCUCUCAGUUGUUCGUUCGCUGAGAGCUUUGAUAAUCAUCUUCUAGAUCUUUGGGGUGGAGGACAAAACAAGCUCGCGAAAGACGGGAGCUCUCGCCGCCUCUAGGAUCCGAUUCCGUUCAGCAAUGUUCGUGGUGAUGGUUUGCUUUUGAAUUGGCUAUUAGAGAAGCUGUGGUUUCGACUGGUUCUAGCUGCCAAGUGGAAUUUUAUCAGUGGGUUAAAGGAUAUUUGAGGUUGAGGUGUUGCAGUAUGCAAUAGAGGUUUUUAUGAGAUGAAGGCAAUUAAGGGGUGGCGUCUAGGCAGAAUAAAUUAUCUGCAGUCUUUGCCUGGGGCUCGCCACCGUGCUCCUACAAGGAAGCUAGUAUGGAUCAUCGCGGUGCUUUCACUGAUAGCAAUGUUUUUAAUUGGUGCGUUCAUGUUCCCUCGUCACAGAAGAGCGGCUUGUUAUAUGUUUUCGUCUAACGGGUGCAAGGGAUUGACUGAUUGGCUUCCACCGUCACUGAGGGAAUAUUCGGAUGACGAGAUUGCAGCUCGUGUAGUGAUUAGGGAAAUAUUGAGCUCCCCUCGUGUUAUAACAAAGCGGUCUAAAAUUGCUUUUAUGUUCUUAACUCCCGGUACAUUGCCUUUCGAAAAGCUAUGGGACCUCUUUUUUCAGGGUCAUGAAGGGAAAUUCUCUGUUUAUAUUCAUGCAUCAAAAGAUACUCCGGUUCACACCAGUCGCUACUUUCUUAACCGUGAGACACGAAGUGACGAGGUGGUCUGGGGUAGAAUAUCGAUGAUUGAUGCUGAGAGACGUUUGCUGACUACUGCUCUUAGAGAUUCUGAGAAUCAGCAAUUUGUUUUACUCUCUGAUAGUUGUGUGCCACUACGAAGUUUUGAAUAUAUGUACAACUAUAUGAUGUACAGCAAUGUCAGCUACGUUGACUGCUUUGACGACCCUGGUCCACAUGGAAAAGGUAGGCAUAUGGAUCACAUGUUGCCGGAAAUUCCGAAGGAAGAUUUUCGAAAGGGUGCACAGUGGUUUUCCAUGAAGCGUCAGCAUGCUGUAAUAACUAUGGCAGACAGUCUUUACUACUCUAAAUUCCGGGAUUUCUGUGGGCCAGGUGUAGAGAGCAACAAGAACUGCAUCGCAGAUGAACACUAUCUGCCAACAUUCUUCCAUAUGCUUGAUCCUACUGGCAUUGCUAACUGGACAGUGACAUAUGUUGAUUGGUCUGAGAAAAAGUGGCAUCCAAGAAAAUACAUGCCUGAAGAUAUCACACUCGAGUUAAUUAAGAACAUCACGUCCAUUGACGCAGUGGCACGCGUUACAAGUGAAGGAACGGGAAUAGCAUCAUGGACGCAUUGCAUGUGGAAUGGGAUCAAAAGACCUUGCUAUCUCUUUGGAAGAAAGUUUCACGCUGAUACUCUCGAUAAGUUGAUCGACCUCUUCCCAAACUACACAAGCAUAGCAUAGGGAGCCACGAACAAUUUUGAUUGAUUGAUGAAAUCCAAUGCAAAGGAGGUAUUCUUUUGACUCGGAUUCUUUGACCAACGUUCAGUUUACACACAUGAAUCAAAUUAAAACUUGAAACAUGGAACCCCUAGAAGCUGUUACUCGCUUCGAAGUCCUAAAGAGCUGAGAAAAUCGUGUGAUCUGGAGAAGCUUAGAAAGUGUUUGGGGUUUCUUUUUCAUUUGGUUGGGGACGUUGGGACAUUUUUAACUCAUCUGUUUUCAGUACAUCUCAUAGUUUGCUAUAGAAUUUUCAGAGUGCGUUUUGUGUUUCUCCUCUUUUGUUGAAAAUGAAAUGAAAAAACAAGGCAUGAGGUUUAUACAGUUUUAAGCUGGGCAUUUGACA